CGUCCCACAAAUCUCAACAAGUCAUCUCGCGUCAGCCGGCGCGCGCAGCUGCAAGCUGCCGCCAGCGAUCUGAACGUCAACCGAAAGUUCCCCAACUCGAACAUUCAAGAUCCAUUGUGCGCAAGGGCAAUGUCAUCAGCAAACUCCUUGGGACUCUCGACAUCAUGACGUGGCUGACCCUCCGACCGGCCGCCUUCGCGCGGGCGUCCGCGGGCCUGACUUGCCGGCCGGGUCUGCGGCCCUAUUCGGCCGCCGCCGGCCCCGGCGUCUCGGACCCGCUCCGGAUCCUCUUCUGCGGCUCCGACGACUUCAGCUGCGCGGCGUUGGACGCGCUCAACGCAGAGAAGGAGCGGAACCCCGGGCUCAUCGAGUCGCUCGACGUUGUCGUUCGACCGGGCAAGCUGUCGGGAAGAGGGAUGAAGAAGAUCCGCGAGGUGCCAUUGAAGAAACUAGCUGAGAAGCUUGAGUUGCCUAUCCAUGAGAGGGACACAUUUACCGGGUGGCAGCCACGUAACGACAUUAACCUCAUUGUCGCUGUCUCCUUUGGCCUCUUCGUGCCGCCACGACUACUGAACUUGGCCAAAUACGGUGGACUCAACGUCCAUCCGUCCCUUCUCCCAGACUUCCGCGGCCCUGCGCCACUUCAACACACCCUCCUCCAGCGUCGUACCCACACGGGCAUAACCCUCCAAACCCUCCACCAUAACGCAUUCGACCACGGCACCGUUCUCUCCCAGACGCCACUCCCCGGCAUUCCGGUCCCAGCGGACUGCACCACGCAACGCUUGCACGACAUCGUAACCCCGCUCGCCGCCGAGAUGCUCGUCGACGGCCUGCGGAAGGGACUGCACAUUCCCCCAGUGAAAGACGUCGGCUGGCAGCCCAACGAAGAGGAACGGAAGCAGCUCAGCCACGCGCCUAAGGUGACGAACCACGACCGCCAAAUGAACUGGCCCAAAUGGGCCGCCGACGACGUCGUGUUGCGUCAGCGCGUGCUGGGGCCAGUUUGGUGCUCGGCGUACCACCACGGCAGCCGGAAAAUCAUGAGGCUCAAGUUUGGCGACGCCGAGGUUGUCGAGCGUUCCGACCGGAUCAACCAGUACUGCCGACGACGCUCCCUCCGCAAGAGGGGUGAGCUUCCUGCCGAGGAUUAUCCCGGGGAGGACCAAGACGUUGAGAUGAUUUCCUGGGUCUGGCAGCCGGAAGAGAAAGCGCAGGACCGCGAGUCGUGGAUGGCCUGCUGCACCCCUUUCUUUGAGCACGAGGACGGGAAAAGCAUCCUGAUACCCACUGCGGGUGGCAGUUGCCUCAAGCUGUUGACUAUCACCGUAGAAGGUUCUCGGUCUAAGCCUGCAGUCACAGCGGUCAGUGGUUUCGGCAAAGUCGUCAGAGACGAAGACGACGACGGCAACAGACCAGACAGCUUAGGCGAUGUCUGGGGACCAUCAAUAGCUGGGGACCUCGUGUUUUCCAUUAUCGAUCCCUAAAAGGAUUCGAGUAGGUUUGGAUCAGUGUUGCUGUAUACUAUCAACGGGUGCGAUAUUAGGGGGUAGUAUCCCAGCGUAACACCUGCCAAACGCUAGUGUAUCAAAUAGUGUAUAUUACAAAGACACUUCUCUUGGGAUUGGGGUUCAAACAACCAUAUUAUCAUGGUAGUAUCCGGAAGUAUGGUACUUCGAUGGCUUCUCAGUUCCUAGCCCCGGCUAUUGUGUGCUUCUCUCCAAAAACGGGUUUAGCCAACCGCAAUGCUUGUCCAGUAAAUCCAGAUUCGGCC
This is a messenger RNA of Colletotrichum navitas, 1774 nucleotides long. RefSeq names its product formyl transferase. Gene Ontology annotation, cellular component: mitochondrion. NCBI's taxonomy places the organism in Eukaryota, Fungi, Ascomycota, Sordariomycetes, Glomerellales, Glomerellaceae. Gene Ontology annotation, molecular function: methionyl-tRNA formyltransferase activity. Gene Ontology annotation, biological process: biosynthetic process; conversion of methionyl-tRNA to N-formyl-methionyl-tRNA. Bases 165 to 1487 code for a protein of 440 amino acids. The record is from RefSeq and is a predicted model, not a curated record. The transcript is spliced from 4 exons.